UUAUGUGUGUUGCAGAUAAGUUAAAUAUAGUUACAAACUCAAAAUGUCAGAUAUAGGUAAAAAUUCUCACACAGAGACAGAGAGUGAAAUUUGCACACACUACAUAAGAAGAUGUCUGUUAGAGUGCUCUACAUGCUGGAAAUUUUAUCCUUGCCGCCUAUGCCAUGAUGAGAAGUGUAAUCACAAACUGAAUCGCUACCUUGUGAAGCAUAUCAAGUGCAACAAUUGUAGCACUGUUCAAGAAGUUUCUCCAGAAUGCAAAGUUUGCAGUACAAAUUUUGGAAAAUAUCACUGUUCUAUAUGUAACAUGUUUGAUGACAGAGAUCGUAAGCAAUAUCAUUGUGAUGAUUGUGGUUUGUGUCGAGUAGGGGGACGUGCAAAUUUUUUUCACUGCGCGAAAUGUGAUCUAUGCUUAAGUAUUGAUAUCAAGGAUUCUCAUAAAUGUGUGGAAAAAUCAUCGAAAUCCAAUUGUCCAGUGUGUUUAGAAGAUAUGCACACAUCCACGGAGUCAUUAAAGGUUCCCUCGUGUGGCCAUCUUAUUCACCAAAAAUGCUAUUCUGUAAUGCUUCAACACAAUGAAUAUCGAUGUCCGUCAUGUGGCAAAUCGACUUUGGAAAUGUCAAAAGUUUGGGAAAAUCUUGAUGAAGAGAUUGCUGUGACACCUAUGCCAGACGAAUAUGCUAACACAUUGAUAUGGAUUCUUUGUAAGGACUGUCAGGGAGUGUCUAAUGUCCGAUUUCAUGUUCUGGGACUGAAAUGUUCUAAAUGUAAAUCAUACAAUACAUGUGGAACAGGGCAACCUCAAUCCAAACUUCUUGAGACUGAGGAACCUCACACUUGACAAACUGUUUACUCAUUUCAGUUGUACUAAUUUUUGUCUGGCAGGUUUUACCUGUUUUUAUCAAGGAUAUAAUAUUCCAUGUUUAUCGCUUGGCAUUUAUGAUUUUUAGUCACACACAGUUGAUAUUGAGAUAUUUCAACGUCAAUUACGAAUUUCAAAUUAUUGAAGAGGUGUUUUCACUUUGAAUAAACCUCCAAACCAGUGGUUCUCAACCUUUUUUCUGUCGUAGCCCAUUUUUGUUGAACAAAGAUUUCAUGGCCCAUUAACUUUUCAAUGCCAGGAUAAAACUACAAAAAAAAAAAAUCUUCCCACAAUAUAGACACUUUUACUUUAUUGAUGAUUAGAAUGAAAAUUAACACUCCACAGCAAACAACAGAAGCAUCUUUUAUUGCUACUGCAAUCAAAAUUUAUUUAUAGUGACACAAAUGUAAAUAAAUUUAUCAAUAACUCUUGUGCAAUUUACAGUAGGUUUUGGCCCACCUGGAAAUGUUUCUGUGGCCUAGCAGUGUGCCAUGACCCACUCGUUGAGAACCGGUGCUCUAGACCAGGGGUGCACAACACGCGGUACGCGUGCCAAAUUUGGCACGCCAUACGCUCAAACGUGGCACGCGAACAGUUUUGUGAAAAAAAAAUAUUUAUGAUA
Styela clava is the source of this 1484-nucleotide messenger RNA. RefSeq names its product RING finger and CHY zinc finger domain-containing protein 1-like. Lineage: Eukaryota; Metazoa; Chordata; Ascidiacea; Stolidobranchia; Styelidae. Gene Ontology annotation, biological process: ubiquitin-dependent protein catabolic process; protein ubiquitination. Gene Ontology annotation, molecular function: zinc ion binding; ubiquitin protein ligase activity. The record is from RefSeq and is a predicted model, not a curated record. Gene Ontology annotation, cellular component: nucleus.